UAACAAAAUAAAACAGAAAUUGGUUGAACUGUUCUAACAGUACGACUUCUAUCUUCAGCGAUUCCGGCGACGACACCUGCACCAACAGCUAUGGCUCCUAAUGAUCAGACAUCAGAAGUUACUCAGCCUGCCUUGGUUUCCAACGCCGAUGACCGACGCAUUUCCACCUUACUCAUAACAAUCGCUAUGCAAGCUGAAGCUAUGCCUAUUGUUAAAAGGCUUGACCUGAAGAAGGACGACGGUUCCUUGUUCCCGGAGGGAGUGUCUUGGGUUCGUUAUCAUGGAACUUACAAAAACCUGAACGUGAAUGUCAUUUGGCCUGGGAAGGACGCAAACUUAGGAGUUGACAGUGUCGGUACAAUUUCUGCAUCUCUUGUGACUUUUGCUUCCAUACGAGCAUUGAAGCCAGACCUUAUUAUAAAUGCUGGCACUGCUGGUGGUUUCAAGGUUAAAGGUGCUAAUGUAGGUGAUGUUUAUCUUCCAUCUGAUGUCGCUUUCCAUGAUAGGAGAAUACCUAUUCCUGUUUUUGACCUGUAUGGAGUUGGUUCAAGGAAGACAUUCUCAACGCCAGAACUCCUGAAGGCACUUAACCUAAAGAUUGGCAAGUUGUCCACGGGUGACUCAUUGGAUAUGUCCCCAGAGGAUGAUAAAUCAAUCAUUGCUAAUGAUGCCACUCUCAAAGACAUGGAGGGAGCUGCUAUUGCUUAUGUGGCAGAUCUGCUGAAAGUACCAGCAAUUUUUGUCAAAGCCGUGACAGAUAUUGUAGAUGGUGACAAACCAACUUCAGAAGAAUUCUUGCAGAACUUAGCGGCUGUAACUGCUGCACUUGGCGAAGCCGUCACCAGAGUUGUCGAUUUUUUAAGUGGGAAGUUACUCUCCCAACUUUGAUUAUUCUUUGAUGCUAUUAUUUCAUAACAGACUAUAAUGUCUGUGCACGCACGCAUCAUUACCAAUUCUAGAACAACUCUUUUGAACAUCUCAUUUUUUAGGUAUUAAGAUUUACUAAUAAUAUAUUCUUUCCCCUCUGGGAAGACUAGACUCA
Molecule: messenger RNA, 1042 nt
Organism: Impatiens glandulifera
Lineage: Eukaryota; Viridiplantae; Streptophyta; Magnoliopsida; Ericales; Balsaminaceae
Product: 5'-methylthioadenosine/S-adenosylhomocysteine nucleosidase-like
Exons: 8
Coding region: 91-888 (265 amino acids)
Biological process (GO): nucleoside metabolic process
Molecular function (GO): methylthioadenosine nucleosidase activity
Source: RefSeq, a predicted model, not a curated record